Messenger RNA from Anopheles nili, 442 nucleotides. RefSeq lists its product as uncharacterized. Gene Ontology annotation, cellular component: mitochondrial inner membrane. NCBI's taxonomy places the organism in Eukaryota, Metazoa, Arthropoda, Insecta, Diptera, Culicidae. Gene Ontology annotation, biological process: mitochondrial electron transport, ubiquinol to cytochrome c. The coding region runs from base 95 to 262 and encodes 55 amino acids. The record is from RefSeq and is a predicted model, not a curated record. The transcript has 2 exons.
UUGUCGAGCAUUUGUCACAUAAAGUUCCUUCCUGGCCUGUGGUGCCGUUCGAAUCAAUUAUCCUUUAAAUUCACAAACUAGCUUCUAUCCAAAGAUGAGGAUUCCAAUGGGACGCAAGCAGGCUGAGCAGGCCGCUCAAUGGGCAACUUCGGCUGCCGCUUACGGAGCAGCUGCGGCGCUGGUCGGUUGCUACCUCACCGACUGGAAGGUGAUCGUCUCGUACAUCCCCUUCUAUGGUGGCAAGUUCGACAAGAAGGAAUAGAGAGAAAGCUUGUGGUUUGUUACCGGCAACCCUCGAUCGAUUAGCUCGUAACUUAUUCUAGCAACAAUUACUACACACCCCAUCAAGAUUUGGAACUUUGUACUCUAGCAAAUUGCUCUUGUAUGUUGACAAAAAAUUCGCAGUUCAAUACGAGUUCGGAGUAAAACUCAAAGAAAUACU